This is a messenger RNA of Octodon degus (degu), 1410 nucleotides long. Its product is annotated as syncytin-1-like. The transcript has 3 exons. Bases 1 to 1410 code for a protein of 469 amino acids. NCBI's taxonomy places the organism in Eukaryota, Metazoa, Chordata, Mammalia, Rodentia, Octodontidae. The record is from RefSeq and is a predicted model, not a curated record.
AUGGCAUGCCCCAAAGAGUGCACGUCUGAUAAGGACCAAAGGCACUCGACUUGUUAUGAGGAGCUGUCAGAAUGUGUGGGCCCGAAUCAUCGGACCUUCUUUACGGCCACACUACUUUGCACUCAACGCACUGUUCACAGCGGCGAUUGGGCCAAUGCCCCGCGAGUGCUUGGAAAUAACAAGUACACUCAGGCCUCCUGUGAAGGGAUGGUAGGAAAGUCUGUGUGUUGGUCAAAGAAUGCCCCAAUCCAUGUUUCGGAUGGAUUUGGCCCCCAGGAUCAGAUCCGACAACAAUAUGUAGAUCAAAGGUUGGAAGAAAUUUGGAAUCGUAUGUUUCCUAAGAGCAAUUAUCCUCCUUUAGCUUUGCCUAAAUCUAGAGGAACAGACCUGGAUACUCAGACCGCGGAUAUACUUGCAGCCACCCAUCGGGCCCUUAAUUCCACUAACCCUGACAUGGCAAAGGAUUGUUGGCUGUGUAUGACUAUGGACACACCUAUGCCCCUUGCUAUUCCCUCCAAUUCAACCCCCCAGGCUCUCACUGAUCCUGCUAAUUCUUCCUGUAGUCCCUCUUAUCCCUUUGCAGUGCAGCCUUUGACUUAUCCUGCCCCUUCUUGCCUUCAGGGCAUUCACCAAGACAAUGCAACCUCUAUAGAUGUGGGCUUCGUCACUUUUGCUUCCUGCAGGAUGCUUUUUAACUACAGUGCUCCCCUUUGCCCCACAAGAGGGCAGGUGUUUGUUUGUGGGGCCAAUAUGGCCUAUACUUUCCUCCCAACUAACUGGACAGGGCUAUGUGUCCUGGCCUCCCUGUUGCCUGACAUGGAAAUCAUUGUGGGUGAUCAACCCAUGCCCAUGCCCACGUUUGAUUCUAUCGCCGGCCAUCACAAGAGGGCGGUGGGAUUAAUCCCUAUCUUGGUGGUACUGGGUGUUUCUAGGGCCCUAGCUACGGGCUCCGCUGGAUUGGGAGUGGCGAUGCAUUCCUAUGCCAAAUUAUCCAAGCAGCUGAUAGAUGAUGUGCAGGCCCUAUCCAGCACCAUCCAGGAUAUUCAGGAUCAUGUUGAUUCCCUGGCUGAGGUUGUCCUUCAGAACAGAAGGGGUUUAGACCUGCUAACUGCUGAACAGGGAGGAAUAUGUCUUGCCUUACAGGAAAGAUGCUGUUUUUAUUCCAAUAAAUCAGUCAUAGUUCGAGACAAACUCCGGGAGCUUCAGGAUCAACUACUCAAGCAGAGACAACAGCUUGCGGACGACCCCUUCUCGCUAUGGGGAGGGAUGUUCCCCUACCUUGUACCCCUGUUGGGACCCCUCUUUUCACUCGUGCUCUUGCUCAUGGUAAUCACCCCACGUCUCGACUUGCGGGAUGAGUCAUUGCCCUCUCUGUUGAUUGAGAAUUCUCACACUAAGAAGACAAUUUGA